Molecule: messenger RNA, 4068 nt
Organism: Oncorhynchus nerka (sockeye salmon)
Lineage: Eukaryota; Metazoa; Chordata; Actinopteri; Salmoniformes; Salmonidae
Exons: 4
Coding region: 233-1525 (430 amino acids)
Biological process (GO): Notch signaling pathway; protein ubiquitination
Cellular component (GO): nucleoplasm
Molecular function (GO): ubiquitin protein ligase activity
Source: RefSeq, a predicted model, not a curated record
GAAACUAAAUGGUCGGACAGUUUAGGAUCGGUUUCAAAUUUGAAAAAUGCUGAAUGCGACUCAAGAAUUUAACGACGGACAUCGAUCAAAUAGAUUGCUACGGUAAAGACAAUGUAGCCUUGAUAAUUUGUUCCUAUAUACUGCUGAAGUAGAUUUAGCGACCCCCGGGAACAGGAAAGUUAGUUGGCUCUACCUCAUAGCAACGAAGGACGCACAACAACAUACUUGCACCAUGGCAAAUGCGUCAUUGAAAGAGGUAUUUUCAGAUGUCACUCUCACCGUAGAUCCAAACACUUUCAAAGAGCCCAACCAGGUGAAGUACCUUCUCACUGGAUAUGGUAACCGCGUUACAGGAACCAAGCAUUAUGAAGUGCAGGGAUCAUUUGAUGAAAUAGAGGACCUGUUUGUGAAGAUGUCCAGUCUAGACAGAUAUGCCGCCCCCAAUCUCAGAGACAGUCCUCUUCGUCACCAACAGCGUCCUCGGUCACCACCUAGUCCAGUGAAACCAGUGGCGAUAGAUGGAGCCGUUUGGGAUUUCAUCCAACAGAGAUGCUCAAAGGAGUUGAAGAGAAUCAAAGGGGAAGACGUCUUAAUUCAUAAACCUCGUGACAAAAUGGUGGUGACCUUUCAAAGCCACAGAAAAGACUCGGUUUGGGUUCAUUUCGCCAGGGAGCGCUUUGUCACGUUCUAUCAGAGACUCGCAACAGAUCUGAAAGUGCAGACUUACAGUUUGGAUCCACAAUACUACAAAAGCUUGCAGGGACAGUUUCCAGAACUUUUGAUUGAAGGAGGCCCCAGUAAAGACAGUAUUACAGUGACAGGGCGCUACAUGCACAUUGUGAUGUUGGAGGAUUUUCUACGGCACGGUUCCAGUUCCCCUGUGACAUCACAACGACCCCCGACACCCCAGAGAGUUAGCCCCCGAGCCUCUGGUACUACACGCAACAAGCAAUCGGACGAAGAAGAAGAAGAGUCAUGUCCGAUUUGUCUGGACACCAUUAAAGAGGACAGAAAGAAGACGUUGGCAUGUAAACACUCGUUCUGUAGAGGCUGUCUGGAGGAGGCGUUCCAGACCAAACCUGUCUGUCCAACCUGUGGGGCAGUCUAUGGGGAACUGAAGGGGACGCAGCCAAAGGGAGGGACUAUGGCUGUUACUCAGGAAAGAUCUUCUUUGUCUGGAUAUGACAAGUAUGGAACAAUCGUGAUUCAGUACCACAUUCCAAGUGGAAUACAGAAGGAGGAGCAUCCCAACCCAGGUCAGAAUUACCAGGGUGUGUCACGUACAGCGUAUCUCCCAGAUUCCUCAGAGGGCAGGAAGGUUCUGGCUCUCCUGAAGAGGGCCUUCGACCAGCGACUCACGUUCACUAUUGGCCGAUCUUCCACCACAGGCAUGGAAAACAUGGUCACGUGGAACGACAUCCACCAUAAAACCUCCAGGAGAGGAGGCACCAGUUGCUAUGGAUACCCUGACCCCGACUACCUGAGACGUCUACAGGAUGAACUGAAGGUCAAAGGGAUCUAUUGACAUGUCAUCUGCAUGUCUCGCAACUACCGAUAUGCAAGAAUGAAGAAAGAGAGGUCACAAAUACAUGUGGUACACACAGCUGCUUCAGGUUAACUCUUGUGAAAUGAAGAUGGUUUUCUUGUUGGGGAAACGUAACAAAAUAAUGUCACUAAAACAGAAGGGGUUUUAAUGACAAAAAAACGACACAGAACUUAACAGUUCUGAUAAUCAGAACCAAAACAGGUUUUGGGAGGGGUUCUGAAAGACAGUCAUGGGCAUGGUGCUAAUGACACCCGCCGUGCUAACGACACCCACCGUGCUAAUGACACCCACCGUGCUAAUGACACACACCGUGCUAACGACCUCCCCCGUGCUAACGACACCCCCCGUGCUAACGACACCCUCCGUGAGCUCCCACUAGAUCUGCCCAAGAAGAGGCAAACAAAAGGCCACACACCAAACUUAAAAGACAGGAAACAAACCAAAACGGUGAGCAAAACAAAACAAAAACAGGGAAUAUCAGACAAAGGAAUGUUUGUCUAGAAAUCACACGGGGGGGGGGGGUCACGUGAACUAAGAGCUCCGCACAAGUAGUUUCCAAUUCCUAAUCUUACCUCCACUCCAAGUUCACACUCAUUUAGCUUUAGUAAGAAAAAGUCAUGGCGGCUACAAAAGGCGACACUACAGGUGACAUUUUUACCCGGACUCGAGUAUUAGCGACGGAAAAAGCCUCCAAGAAGAAGCUAGCUUCAGAAAAAAACUAGCGCCAUUAGCCAGGAGCAAGAGAACCCGCUCCCCCACGAGGCACAACGAAUGCCAACCUCGCACUCUGUCGAAGACAUCCUCUCUGAGUUGAGAUCCCAACGUACAGAACUAAACACCAAAUUAGAUGCCAUUAACUCUCAGCUCAGUGCGAUAGGGGGCAAGGUGACAAUCCUGGAAAACGCUUUGCCUGACAUCAACAACAAGAUGUCCAGGCGCCCCGCGUAUAUGGUUGAGGCAGAGGGGCGAAUCCUAUCCAUGGAAAACUUAUUGACAGAUGCCAUGGAAACAAUAGCAUAUGCUAAAAAGAAAAUCGAGCAUCUGGAAGAGAAAACAGAGGACCUGGAAAACAGGGGCGAAGGAAUAAUUGUGUUCUAUUCAAUCUGGGCGAAAAAGAAGAGGGAAACAUGAAACUGAUCCGCUACCUGCAAGACAAACUUCCCGAGUGGCUCCACCUGCCCACCGACAGGCCCAUAGAACUCGAGAGAGCUCACCGAGCACUGAGGCCCCCACCAGCAGCCAGACAACCACCGCGCCCAAUCACCAUACGUUUCCUGAGAUUCACCGACAAGGAACGAGUCCUACAGGCGGCGAAAAACAACACCAUCACAGUGGGAAACGCCAAACUCGCUUUACACCAGGACCUGUCAGCUGGAAUACGCCGAAAGCGCCGAGAAUUUGACGAAGUGAAGAAAUACUCCAUUGACCGAGGCAUCUUCAGGGGAUUCAAAUACCCAAACGAGCUCAGGAUUCUUCACCAAGGAGCCUUGCGACACUUCAAAACUCCCGAAGAGGCAAAACGUUUUUUGAAAGACAAUCCUGGCCAAUGAGAAACAGACCAAUGACUAAAUGCGAUUAAUGCCAUUACUAAAGGAGGUAAGACGACAUAUAGCCGAUAUCCAGAGACCCACCCCCUAAAUGUCAUUAUAGCCGUCCAAUUUAUAUUUAUUUUCCUUUAACUGAGAGGGAUGGGCUGUAUAGCCUAACCUAGGCCUACUAAUGUUUCAGCCUACUUUUAUUUCCCUGUUUUUUUGUUGUUGCUAUUAUUACCUGGGGUUCCCUAUGUCCCUUGGGGGAGGUAUAUGUAGGCUGGGCUAUUGAUUUUAUUUUUCUCCCCUCUUUUACUGAGGUCUGGACGAGGGCAACUGUGUUAUUUACUCAAUGCGGGGUGGAGAGGAUGAGGCAUUUCUUUGGUGGGGAGAGGGAGACGUUCGUUGCUAACUGUUCCCGGUUUUUGUUUUAUUCGGAACACAGAAUUGAGACUGAGCUGGGGUUAAUAGAUCCAACGGGAUGUGUCGAGUUGUUUGGGAACUCGGCUGGGGUGUUCAGAGAUUAUUAUUUUAUGUACACCAUUUAUUUUCCUUUUAUGUGAACGCAGCUGUAAUUACUAUCCACUUUUACCCAGCGAUGACUUGCACUAAAGUUCGAUUACUGCUCGAUGACGAUGACUAGUACCUUAAAUCUAUUGACAUGGAACUGCCAUGGUCUAGGGCAUGCAAUAAAACGGAAAAAGAUACUAUGUGCUCUAAAAAAGGAAAAAGCAGACAUUGCGCUAUUACAAGAGACACACCUCUGUGAUGCUGAACAUGCCAAACUCCGCAGAGCUUGGGUGGGACAGGUGUAUUUCUCAUCUUUCAAAUCAAACAGUAGAGGCACAGCCAUACUUAUCCAUAAAAAUGUUCCAUUCAUAAUUGACAAAAACAUAUCUGAUCCGGAGGGGAGAUUUAUUUUGAUAACUGGGUCACUAUAUGGUCAACCAAUUACUAUAUUAAACAUAUACGCCCCUAACACAGAUACUCCUG